CAGUGGCCAAAGGCAGCCCCUCUCUGUGGGGUCCAGGCACGGCCUUGUGACGGUGGGGGUAGGGUGGGGCUUAGCCCUGCUCCUGUCUCCGGCUGGAGAACUCCUUCCUGGGCAGGACCGGCAGGCUGGAACGGGCGUGUGGGGUGAAGCAGAGAGACAGAAGCUGUCCCCCGGGACGUCCCCACGAGGGCCCACCGUGAAGGGACGGCGUGGGGGAGGGGCCCGGGACUCGUGUGGGGGAGGGCUGGCAGGAGGAGCUGCACCCACCCCGCGUCCCAUGAGCAAGCCCCAGACUGUGCCUGUGUCCUACCUGUGACCACGGUGCCUCCGGGAAGGCGUGUCCUGCACGGGACAUGCUGACGCGUGUGGCCCGUCCCCACCCCAGCCCAGCAGAGUGAGGCCCCAGCUGCUGUCCCGAGCCACGUGUCCUCUGCCCAUGCAGCUGCCCCAGUGCCCAGCAAGCCUACAGUGGGUCUCCCCAAGGGGGCACAGGGCACACCGGCUGGGGACUGGGCAAGGGGACAGGGCCUCGGGCUCAGAAAUUGACCCAGCUGCAGCUCCUGGCCAGCAGCCUGGCGCGCAGCUUUGAAAGGCAUCAAGUGGGGUGCGGCACUGCCAGGCCGGGGGCGGGGCGCAGGAGCCCGGAGCAGCCUGGUUCCGGGCGGGUCGUCACGUCCCUUUAAGGUGCGACAGCUCCCACACCCCAGCCCAGGCGCAGAGGGGAAGGACGGGGUGGGCAGGCAGUGGGAGGAGGGGGCGGCCCCGGGAGGCCCCCACCCGCCCGGGCACAGAGGGCAUCUCUCCUGGCACCGGCCACCGCACACGGUUCCCUCAGAAGCAGCAGGGUCUGAGGGACACAGCGGGGGUGGGCGGGGACGCAGGCGUGCCUGGUCGGGACCCCCAGCCACGCCCCAGCACACAGCUGCCGACCUGCCUGGGCCUUGCUGGCGGCGGGCGGCUCCGUCUUUUUCUGGAAACGGAGUGUGGGGACGUGCCCGCCACUCCUCACGAGGCUGGCGCCCCCCCCCCCCAGCACUGCCCCAACCAGGUGUGUGGCCAAGCUCUGGGGACGACCAUGACAGCGAGAUGACGGUGACAACCAAACACGAUGGUGAUGGUGAUGACAAAGACGAUGGUGACAACCAAACACGAUGGUGAUGGUGACGACAAAGACGUUGAUGGUGACAACGAUAAAGAUGAUGAUGACGAUGAGGAUAAAGAUGAUGGUGACGAUGAGGAUGAAGAUGAUGGUGACGAUGAGGAUGAAGAUGAUGGUGACGAUGAGGAUGAAGAGGAUGGUGACGAGGAAGAUGAUGCUGGUGGUGACCACAACGACAAAGCUUUCUAAUGUGCACCAAGCGGUGUCUCGCUGUCAUCUGGAUCUGCGUCCCCCUAAUGACUGCGAUGUUGUGAAUCCUUUCAUGUUCCACAAAGCUCUUUGGUAGCAAAAACAAAGCAAGAGCACGGCGGGCGCUUCUUGGCUCCUCACAGAGCCACCGCGAGCCGGCGUGUGCGCCCGUUUCCUCCGGAGUGGCUCGGCCGGCUCUACGGACACUGGAUCAAUGGAAGGGCAGAUGGUGGGUGGACGGAUGGGCGACC
Molecule: messenger RNA, 1599 nt
Organism: Sorex araneus (European shrew)
Lineage: Eukaryota; Metazoa; Chordata; Mammalia; Eulipotyphla; Soricidae
Exons: 2
Coding region: 1109-1348 (79 amino acids)
Source: RefSeq, a predicted model, not a curated record